This is a messenger RNA of Nerophis lumbriciformis (worm pipefish), 4248 nucleotides long. RefSeq names its product alpha-methylacyl-CoA racemase (gene amacr). Gene Ontology annotation, biological process: bile acid metabolic process. NCBI's taxonomy places the organism in Eukaryota, Metazoa, Chordata, Actinopteri, Syngnathiformes, Syngnathidae. Gene Ontology annotation, cellular component: mitochondrion. The record is from RefSeq and is a predicted model, not a curated record. Gene Ontology annotation, molecular function: alpha-methylacyl-CoA racemase activity.
GUGACACAUACACAUACGGGUAACUCGACCACUUCCGGGAUUUCAUAGUCACGUGAUCAACGCCGAAGGCACGCUGGUUUGAGGCUUUAUAAACCGCCACACAGGUGUCCUUUUCACCUCGAACGAAGAAAGUUCAUCAUGGCGCUGGCCGGGAUACGAGUUGUUGAGCUGGCAGGCCUGGCUCCAGCACCGUUCUGCGGAAUGAUCCUGGCAGACUUCGGAGCCAAAGUGAUCCGUGUGGACCGCACCAAGGCCGGCGCCUCUUUGGAUACGCAGACCCGGGGGAAGCGAUCGGUGGCCAUCAACCUGAAGACCUCCGAGGGUGUCGCCCUGCUCCGGAAGCUCUGUGUCCAGUCGGAUGUCGUACUCGAGCCUUACCGCAAAGGUGUGAUGGAGAAGCUUGGUCUAGGUCCACAGGAGCUGCUAAAGGAAAAUCCUGGUUUGGUUUACGCUCGCCUGACGGGAUAUGGACAGAGUGGGAUGUACGCUUCUGCAGCUGGCCAUGACAUCAACUACCUGGCCAUGUCCGGGCUUUUAUCCCGUUUGGGUCGUAGCGGAGAGAAGCCGUACGCGCCACUGAAUCUCUUAGCAGACUUUGCGGGCGGCGGGCUCACCUGCGCCCUUGGUAUCGUCCUGGCGCUGCUGGAGCGGACAAAGUCGGGGAAAGGACAGAUCAUUGACGCUAGCAUGGUGGAAGGAGCGGCGUACGUGGGCUCCUUUGUUUGGAAAUCCCACAGCAUCGGUAUGUGGGACCGUCCACGAGGAGAGAAUAUGUUGGAUAGCGGCGCACCCUUCUACGACACCUACCGGACAUCUGAUGCCAAGUACAUGGCCGUAGGCGCCAUCGAGCCACAGUUCUACCAACAGCUGCUGAAGGGUUUGGAAUUGGACGCAGACCAGUUACCACCGCAGAUGAGCUUUGACGACUGGCCGCAGCUCAGGCGGAUCUUCUCAGAGCGUUUCGCAUUGAAGACCCAGGCGGACUGGUCCAGAAUUUUCAAUGGAACAGAUGCGUGCGUGACGCCUGUGUUGUCGUUUGACCAGGUGAGCGUGCACCCACACAACCAGGAGAGGGGUUCCUUCAUGAAGGACUCCGGCGGGGAGGAAAGCCCUCGGCCGGCCCCGCUCCUCUCUCGUACCCCCGCAGAGCCUUGUGUUGCCUCUGGCCUGCUAACUGGAGAACACACAGUGGAGGUUCUGCAGGAAUAUGGGUUUAAAACAUCUGAAAUAGACAAGAUGCUCGCAGCAGGAGUUGUGGAAGCUAAUGCCGUUAAGGCAAAAUUGUAGAACAAAAAACGGUAACACUUUAGUAUGGGGAACAUAUUCUAAGUAACAAAGACUUAAUUUACAGUUAUUGGUUAGGGUUAGAGUUAGGGUUGUACUGUAUUAUACUGGUUAUAUAAUAAAGCCAUGCAGAAUAAGGCAUUAAUAAGUAAUUAAUAAUGACUAAUUAAGAGCCAAUAUGUUACUAAUUUGCAUUUUUAUAAGCAACUAAUUAAUGAUGAAUAUGUUCCCCAUACUAAAGUGUUACAGAAAAAACAAUUAAUUCAAAUAUUAAUAUUGCCUAAUUUUUUAAUGUUGUACAAGCUAUCUUUUGGUAUUGAAAAAGACUAGAAAAAGUUGUAUUGACACUGAAAUUGAAAGUAUUGGUUUUGUAAAAUGAAUUUAAAAAAUAAAAGUCUUUAAAAAAAAAAAUAAUAAAAAAAACAUUUGUGGGUAUAUCAGUUAAACUGUUAUUUGCUCAUGCACAAAAACCUGGCAUACACCAUUCGUCACAAUGAGAUGUAUCAAGAGUAAAAUCAACUAGGGCUGGGCGAUAUAUCGAGUUGGUAAGAUAUAUCGAUAUAUUUUUAAACAAGAUAUGAAUUGAGAAAAUAUCAUAAUAUCGAUCAAAUUUAGUUCACGUUAAAAUGACCAAACGCCGCUUAUUUGUUGUGUUCCUUGUUCUCCCCCACUUCCCCUCCAUGGGCUACUAAACCCCUCCCUUUCCUCCUUCCAAGACACGCUUGCAUGUAUAAGAACAUCCAUGUUUGGUUGGUUGUUUACUAUGAUGAGUCACGAUUGGUUAGGGACAGGCCAAUCAGAAGCAAGAUAGGGCGGGUCAUCGAACCAGGAAAGGAAAUCACAAAGUGCUUACCUGCAAAUGUAUUUUUUUUUAUCUGAGUUUGAUACGUUUUGUAUUAUUUGCACAGCUAUGUCAUUUAUUUUACGUAGAAAUAAUAUUUUUCUGUUUUAUUUAUUUUAUGUAAUUCUGUAUGACUUAAAGUUUUUUUUCUGUGCUGUUAAUACCCAUCUUUACUAACUGGGCUAAUAAAAGUGCUACUGACUGUUUACAGUACACUUGUCAUUCACUUCAAUUUCACUGAAUAUCGCUCAAAAAUGAAUAUCUUUAUAUGUAUGCUUUCACCUGAAAAUAUAUCGAGAUAUAUAUGGAGUUUAAGUAAAAAUAUAUCGAGAUAUACUUUUUCGUCCAUAUCACCCAACCCUAAUAUCAACGUGGAAAUCUGCUGUGACUCACCCCAACUCCAUGCUUCACGUACGCAUAAUCUACAGUCUGUGGAUACUUGGAUACAGCGGUGGUGGUCCUUUGGGCUUUGCCAACAUUUGACCUCAACAAUAUAAAAAGAUCAAGCGAAGGACGCAAAAUCCACUUUUUCGUCAAAAAACAUAUAAUGUUUUCAAUUCUUGUUAAUUUUUGACGUCUGUUAAUUUUAUAGGCAAUCAUUUUCCCACCUAUUACUGUCACAAUGUGUUCCUGUGACUCCAGCACCAACUUGGCCAGUCGGGCGUACAGCAGCAGCAGCCCGUGGCGGCACAAAUGGCACCGGAGACGGUGGAGAACUGGGCCAAAUCUGUGUCACGUAUGGCUGUGACAUCAAGUCCUUGCCUGGGUUUUAUUAAUAAAUUGAGUAACCACACAAGAGUAAAAGUCUAUCGUACCCUUUGUGGUAUGCUGGCAUGAUUAAAUUUAAAAGAUUGAAAACCAAAUAAUACUUAAUUUUCACAUGAAAUCUGGCUGAGCAGGAUAUUAUGUAUAAACGCAUUUUGUUGUAAAUUACACAAAUUAUAUUUGUAUUGGGGGUAAUCAUCUUCUGAAGGUUUUUUUUUUUUACAGAUUAUUGCAGCAACUAUCUUUUUAAACUAAAUACAGCACUAAUUGAUCUCCGGUCCCCUAGCUUGCCUGUUUUGGCCAUGCACAGCCAUCGUCUUCUUCACCUUCCUGACUUUUUCGUUUUUAGAAUCAGAAUCAGAAUCAGAAUCAGAAUCAGCUUUAUUGUCAUUACGCAAGGUAACGAGAUUGAGGCCAUUCCAUACAGUGCGAUGUGUGCAUGCUAGAAAAACAAUGUGCAAAUAUAUAAAAAUAUAAAAAAUGUAGAAGUGCAAUGAAUAUGGUGUGAAAUGAAUAUAUACAUGAAAAAAAACAAAACAAAAACAGGGUGGUUGGUGGAAUGGGUUAUUGCACCGAAGAGAAGGCAGUUAUGAGGGACAAUGGGGCAGUCCGUUCAGGAUGGUUAUGGCCCUGGGGAAGAAGCUGUUCUUUAGUCUGUUUGUUUUGGUUUUAAUGCACCUGUAGCGCUUCCCAGAGGGCAGCAGGUGGAACAGGUCAGAGCCAGGGUGGGUGCUAUCCUUGAUGAUGGCACUGGCUCUGUUGAGGCAGCGGGAGGUGUAGAUGUCCGUCAGAGAGGGGAGAGGGCGGCCGAUGAUCUUCUGAGCCGUCUUGACCACUCUUUGCAGCCUCUCCCUGUCUGCUGCAGUGCAGCUGCCGUACCAUACCGUAAUACAGUAGGUCAGCAGGCUCUCGAUGGACGAGCGGUAGAAGGUCAGCAGCAGGUCAGGCUUCAGGUUGUACUUCCCGAGGACUCUAAGGAAGUGUAGCCGCUGCUGAGCCUUCUUGAUGAUUGAUGUGGUGUUGACUGUCCAGGAGAAGUCAUUAGAGAUGUGGACUCCAAGGUACCUGAAGGUGUGGACCCUCUCUACACGCUCGCCGUUGAUGUAGAGGGGGGCAGGGUCGGUGCUGCUCCUCCUGAAGUCGACGAUGAUCUCUCUGGUCUUGCUCGUGUUGAGAGCGAGGUUGUUCUCCGAAGACCAGGCCGUCAGCUUCAGGACCUCCUCUCUGUAGGCAGCCUCGUUUAUUUCAGCCCGUCUGCAGUUUUCGGAGCAGCCAUAGACAUCUGCAAUCAAUUCCAAAUGUAACAAAGAAAUGGCUUAUUGCUUGCGCACACUUAAAUAAAUCUAUAUUUUCUUGCA